AAAGAUUGUACUCUAAUACUUUUAACUUCUUGUACCACGAUACAUCUCAUCGCUGACCUCCGAGCAGUGACUACAAUGAGUCGACUUUGCUUUUUACUCGUUCCAUUUGUUGGUGCAAUUAUCUCUGUUUAUGGACAAGGAGGAUUCACGCCCAUAAACACAGAUCAAUUUGCUUUAGCAGUGUCCGAUUUUGAGCUUCCUUGGGCCGAUGCCGUUGCAGCAUGUACUGCCAGAGGGCAGUCCUUGUUGUCCGUUGAUUCUGCCGGAAAGGAUCGCGUUUUAGUGGAUUUGUUUGUCAAUGGUGGUGCAAAUAUGACACUUCCAGGGAAUAAUUCUUGGAUCGGGGCGACGGAAAGUAGAGAAGGUGCAUGGAUCUGGCAGUCGUCGAAUGAACCAUUGUAUUACACGAGGUGGAUGGUUGGACAACCCGACGAUAUCUCGAGUAUUAAUUGUGCUUAUCAAGCUGUGCAGGCUCUUUUGUACUGGAGAGAUGCCAAUUGUUCUGCGCCAAUGUAUUUCAUAUGUGAAUCUUAAUUUAAUAAUGUAAAAAUGUAGUGAAAAAUAAAAUAUUUUCUUUGAUUGUUAAUAGUGAAA
Messenger RNA from Folsomia candida, 594 nucleotides. Its product is annotated as perlucin. NCBI's taxonomy places the organism in Eukaryota, Metazoa, Arthropoda, Collembola, Entomobryomorpha, Isotomidae. Bases 76 to 534 code for a protein of 152 amino acids. Gene Ontology annotation, cellular component: external side of plasma membrane. Gene Ontology annotation, biological process: biological process involved in interspecies interaction between organisms. Gene Ontology annotation, molecular function: carbohydrate binding. The transcript is spliced from 3 exons. The record is from RefSeq and is a predicted model, not a curated record.